Molecule: messenger RNA, 453 nt
Organism: Andrographis paniculata
Lineage: Eukaryota; Viridiplantae; Streptophyta; Magnoliopsida; Lamiales; Acanthaceae
Exons: 1
Coding region: 1-453 (150 amino acids)
Source: RefSeq, a predicted model, not a curated record
AUGGCUGCGGAGGAUACCUCGAAUGCGUAUUGGAAGUCGAAGUCCAAGGAGAGGUGGACUGAAGACGAAGAAGAAUCGUUGCAGAUGCAUGUGCUAAGCCAAGAAGGCACCACAAUGGACUGGGAGACGAUAAGCCAGAAAAUGCCGGGGAGGUCACUCCAAGCUUGUGAGACACGCUGGUACAAGACGCUUCUGCCCAAGCUCCAGCUGGGCGGACUUGAUAGAUCCAAAGGAAAGAUCAGAAAAAUUAGGGCAGAAGAAGCAAAGAGGAAACCUAACUGGGCAACUGUUGCCAAGUUUCUUCCGCCUCCAGCGACGUGGCUGCAGAACCAGUUGAUGAAGAAUAAUAAUGGCGAUCGCCGUCCUCAAACAGCUCACACAUUAGCAGCGCUGCCGCCGCCGCCGCCGGGAACCGAUCGAUCCAGGAGCCAGCGACCAAAAAAAGAAAGUUGA